Molecule: messenger RNA, 2595 nt
Organism: Panicum virgatum (switchgrass)
Lineage: Eukaryota; Viridiplantae; Streptophyta; Magnoliopsida; Poales; Poaceae
Product: putative disease resistance protein RGA3
Exons: 1
Coding region: 16-2394 (792 amino acids)
Biological process (GO): defense response to other organism
Molecular function (GO): ADP binding; ATP hydrolysis activity
Source: RefSeq, a predicted model, not a curated record
UGGUGCUUCUUGCAGAUGGAUUAUUCUUUCCUGUCUAUUAUUCUUCAAAUCAAAUUGAGGAAAAGAAUAGAGCACAUAGAAUAUAUUCUCAAUGACUCGAAGAAAUCACAUCUGCUCAAUCAAGAUAGCAGCAGUAGCAGUGCAAUUCCGGAGGAAAGCAGGAGGCAGGAGGAAGUUACUAACUUGCAUAGAAGAAUUGAUCGGAAGGUGUUCGGUCGUGAUGAGGAGCGUGAGCGUAUAUGUAGUAUGCUUCGAAAGGGAUCAAAUGCUGAUGGACCAACCUCCAGUAGCAGUAAACCUUAUUCUGUGUUUGGCAUACAUGGCAUUACAGGAUCCGGGAAGACUACCCUGGCUCAAUAUGUUUGUGAUCUUGAGAAGAAGGCCGAAGACAAGCAUUUUGACCCUGUCAUGUUCAUUCAUGUCUCAGAGACUUUCAGAAUAGACAAGAUAUUUCGUGACAUGUUGAGCGAGAUGGGACAACAAUCUGGCAGCAACGGUCUUACAGCUCUACGUGAUGAGCUGAAGGAAAACUUGAAAGGAAAACGUUUCUUGUUGGUACUGGAUGAUCUCUGGGUCAAUGAUAAAAAUCAGAAGGAACGGGAUCUUGUACUUGAUGCAAUCAAUGCUGGGCAGUGUGGAAGUCGAAUCCUGGUGACAGCUCAAAAAAAAGAUGCAGCUGCAGCUCUAGGUGCUCAGGAGCAGAACUCGAUACCUGAUUUGGAAGAGGAGCAGUAUUUUUCAAUGUUCAUCCACUAUGCCCUAGAAGGCAUAAAUUCUGAUCAUGACAGAUAUAUAUCAAUAGGUAGAAAAAUUGCGAAAAAGCUGUGCAGAUCACCAAUUGCAGCAGUAACAGUAGCACGGAGGCUUCAUACGAACAUAAGUAUCAGCUUCUGGGAAAGAACAGCGAAUGAUGUUGUGCUGAAUGAGACCAUGGGAGCUCUGUGGUGGAGCUAUCAGCAUCUUGGUGCUGACACCAGGCGAUGCUUUGCAUACUGCAGCACUUUUCCAAGAGGAUAUGAGCUAGAACGAGAUGAGUUGGUUCGCAUCUGGAUAGCACAGGGGUUUGUAAGCACCAGUAAUCAUGCAACAGAGGAAUUGGAAGAUGUAGGCAAUCGCUACUUUGAUGAGUUAUUGACAUUCUCAUUUCUGAUGCAAGUGCAAGGAAGAUCAAUGUUUAAAGCUGAGGCAUUCAGAAUUCAUGACCUGCUACACGAGUUGGCAGAGAUGGUUGCUGGAAGUGACUUCCAUAGAAUUGAUUUGAAUGGCUCGCCAAAAGAUAUUCCGGCUGGGGUUCGCCAUGUUUUCAUCGAGACCGACAAUGGAGCAAAGGUCAUCGCGGAGAAAAAUCUGGACUUGGGAAAAUUGCGCACCCUGAUCAUUAAGGACUUUUGUACAUAUACAGAUAGAAUGCAACCCGUGGAUAACUUAGAAAAAGUCUUUGAUUGUUUGUUCAAGAAGAAGCUGAGGAAACUGCGGGUGCUGAUCGUUAUACUAAAACAUGGCACAGAAGUGCUGUCACUCCCAGAAUCUGUUGAUCGGAUGAAGCAUCUACGUUAUCUUGGUUUCCACGCUUACGGUACGACGAAGUUGAUUUUGCAAAGCACAUUUAGCAAGCUUUACCAUAUGCGGACGAUAAAUGCUCCUAUGCGGAGGGUAUCCUGUCCUGAAGAUAUGGCUAAUCUCGUCCAUUUGCGGCACAUCUCGGACUGGCUGCAUUUCCCCAACGUUGGCAGUCUGACGUCACUCCAAACACUGCCAUGCUUCUAUGUUCUGGAGCAACAAGGGUACGAGUUGAAGCAGCUGGAGCGCCUAAACAAGCUCCGGGGCGCUCUGCAGAUAUGGGGUCUUUGGAUUGUCGGAAGUAAAGAGGAAGCUCUCGAAGCUCACCUAGCCCGCAAGGAGCGACUCACACGACUGGACCUGCGCUUCAAUGGAAACAACCCUGACGUCGAAGCAGAGGUACUUGAGGGCCUUAGCCCCCCAAAUGAUCUUUUAGAGCUCGUGAUCUGGUGGUACAACGGUUCAAGGUAUCCUAGCUGGAUGCUGAGUCGGCAGCAACCAGACGGGCCAAAGCGCCUGCAAACACUUGACUUCAUUAGUUGCAGCCGAUUGGCGUCUAUUCCUGAAGAUACCGAGCUCUUCACUCAUCUGCGUGAACUCCACAUUAAUGGGUGCGACUGGGACCGCUUGCCAGAAAAUAUGGAGCGCCUCAUGUCGCUCCAGAAUUUGGUACUUUGGGGAUGCCAUAAGGUGGAGCUCCUUCCGACGCUGCCCCAGUCUCUUCGGAAGAUUCAAAUCUCUGCAUGCCGCGCGCUCAGUAAAACUUGUAAAGAAGAGGGACACGAGAAUUGGCAUAAGAUCCAGCACAUUCCGGAGAAGGACAUUCUUUUUUAAGGACGGACGAUUUGUGAAUCCAUCUGUCAAGCAGAGCAGACAUCGGGAGACCAGGCCGUGUCAGGAAUGCUGCGCCCGGUCCGUGACACAUUCUAGUAGCUUUUGCUUGUUUAUUACUGUGAUCCGUGAGCGAAACGGAUAAAUGCUCUACUCGUGUGCUCCCAACUAUUAUGGGUUUGUGCAUUGCUUGCUUGUUUCCUU